AUGCCAAGAGCAAGAAGCUCCGAAAACACCAAAAGAGUUAAACCCGUUGGCUCUUCCCUCUUGCGAAAAAGUUCAAAAUUAGCUACUCCUUCUCUUACUCUAUUACCAAACUUUGCUCGCCCAUCAUCCAUAUCUUCUUCAAUGUCUUCCUCCUCGGAUGUCUCAUCUGACACCACUUCACAUUCCCUUGAAACUGGGGAAAAGGUCGAGUUUGCUAACAAAACAAUGCGAGCUUAUAUAAUUCUCGCUGAAUCUCGUGGUUGGAAAAAUGCUGAUGGUUCAAUAUUUCCCAUUUCUGUAACGAAUCUUUGCAACUAUAUUUGCACAAAAAAGUCCACUAACAGCUUGAAAAGUAUCAAAUGGUAUCUUACGGGUUUCAAGAAAUAUCACCAAAAUUUGUUUCACAAUAGAGAAUGGGAUGCGGCUUGUAAACAUCCUGACGUGAUAAAUUUACUAAAUGAAUGCAAGACGGAAAGGGAUGCGGUGGAAGAGAGUAACAUGAAAAUCGCCACAAGAAGAUCUCGUGGAAUUCCAUAUAACAAAAAUGCCGUAAGAUUGAAGAAAAUGGUUUGCGAGCAACAAAGUACCAACGAUGCCCGAAAGAAUAUUGGCACAAAUCAUGCGGCUCCGUUUACGGAAUCUGGGUUUCAAUCUACAAGUGAUCCUUUCAAUCGUUGUAGUAUGGAAUCUGGAUUUUCAGUAUUACAGAAUGAGGGAACGAAUGGCUUUCCUUUUGCCUUUAGCCCCUUCAAAUGUAAUGAUUUUAGUGAGAAAUCGACUAAUUUAAUGUUAUCCACCGAAGAAGCGACAUCAAAUAUCAUCGCUUAUCGCCCACCAUGCAUUCAGUUACCAUUCUCCACUACUGUGAUUGACAGAAAUUUAUUGAAUGAUGCCAAGAUCUAUCCAGAGACGUCAAUGGUUGUGAGAAAUGUUGAGGGGAAGGAGGCCUCCGGCGAAGAUGUAACCAUCGAUUCUUUGCCAGAUUCCGAGGACCUGACAGAGUUUUCUGUUGAAAAUGCUAUUCUCAUGAUUAAGAAAUAG
This is a messenger RNA of Acaulospora colombiana, 1041 nucleotides long. Lineage: Eukaryota; Fungi; Glomeromycota; Glomeromycetes; Diversisporales; Acaulosporaceae. The record is from the annotation of a GenBank genome assembly.